Molecule: messenger RNA, 5586 nt
Organism: Formica exsecta
Lineage: Eukaryota; Metazoa; Arthropoda; Insecta; Hymenoptera; Formicidae
Product: SIN3-HDAC complex-associated factor
Exons: 7
Coding region: 1620-2603 (327 amino acids)
Biological process (GO): negative regulation of cell migration
Source: RefSeq, a predicted model, not a curated record
CUUAUGGUUAUGGCGCGGGUUUCUCUCGUGGAUUCGCGCGAACAGCUUUAUAGAUUUUUACGCACGGCGUCGUCGCCCUCGUGGCUACUCGAACGUACAUGCGUCUCGUACGCGGACGCGCGCGCGAUUUUUCAUACUUGUAACAUACAAAUUAUGCGUUAUGUGUACGGUUGUGUCAUAUGUACCGCGCGUAAGCGUCGCAGGUAUCAUCUGUCAUGGCGCAUGCCGCCGCCGUUGUCAUACGGUUGGUUCGAGCCACGGUAAUCUCAGAUCGAUGGUCAAACUUCACGCUGUGGAAACUGCGCAAAGUAAAGUUUAACAGAUAAGAUAACUUUGUUCUGUCAAAUUGAAGGAACUUUAAGUCAUGACUUGCACAGAAUAAAGUUUGGCUCGUACGAAAUGAUAAGCGACAGGAUAGAAAGAAGAGAGAAUGAAGAGAACAAGAGAGAAUUUGAGUGAAGUUUAACCGAGAUAUUACUAAUAAUGUGGAAUCGGUCGAGGGGAAGUCGAGACCCUCCCAAGGCAAGACUCUUAGCCGCGAGGGGAAGGUAAUGCGCAAAAUACAGCGCUUACAAUUAUAUAGUCAAAGACUACAAAGUGAGAAAGAUAGCGAACGGUAGAGGGGAGAGUUUGCGCAAAUAUGACGGACGGAGAGGGAACGAAAGAUGCGCAUGCGCGCACCGCUUGGUGACGCUACCCGGUGCGCCGCGCAUAGCAUAGCCACGCUUAUUGCACGUCGUAUGAGCGUCAACGAUUGCCAAGAGUAUCAAUAUCGUUGUAAACAAGUGCCUGUUUAUCUAAAAAUAUUAUUGAUUAUAUAUUAAAUACAAGUCUCCCCGAUUAUUACCAUCUUAAAUAAGCUGGAAAGAAGAGGCGAGUGUUAAAAAAGUGGAUAAAUGCUGCUUUAUUAAAGCAGCAAGAGACAACAGAUUUUCUCUUCCAUUUUGGAAGAACAAGUGGCUGAGUGGAGAAUCGGCGUUAUUUCUAAAAACAAAUUUGAUUUUCGUUUUUGAUAUUAACGAGCGUUAAUUCUAACAAAAAAAAAAAAAAAAAAAAAAAAUCGUAAAAUAUUAAAAACGUGAAGAAGUGUGCUGCUUACAUCUCAAGGGGACAUAUAUCUCCAUUUUGACAGAAUAAGUGGUCGGAUUAAAACGGCGUCAUUUUUAUACUUGGCAAAAGAGCCCUCCAUAUUUAACAAAAGUUCUGACAUUAUAAUUAAUAUUAAUUUUGAACAAUUAAAAGAACAAUUAAAGAAGUGAAGAGAAGUGUGUCACGGUGGCUCGAAAGAAACAGAUAUACUUAUUUUGGAGUAAGGAGAACACGUGACCGUGUCCGGCGUCACUUUUGAUAUAUUUGGGCAACGUAUUUUCCGUCGACAUUGUGACAGUGUUACUUCCAUCAAUUUCGAGGAGUUCAAAUCUCGACUUUUUUGCGUUUCUUCGACGAAACAUGAAGCUAAUUGUAAACGCGCUCAAUGAAAUUAGUGAUUAUCAAGAUAAUUUUUACACAGACUUAAUGUUAUUUUCGUAUUUAUUACUACGACCAUAUUUUUUGGGCAAUUCUACAUUUUCGUUGCUUCGUGAACUUCAGAAACGAUAGUGAUUCAUAUAACGGACAGGAUGUUCAGUUUUCACAAACCAAAGGUGUACCGAUCUAGUACAGGCUGCUGCAUUUGUAAAGCCAAAUCUAGCAGUUCGAGAUUUACAGACAGUAAAAAGUAUGAGGACGACUUUAUGCCAUGUUUUCAACUUGAGGAGAGGCGUAGUGGUGAAAUAUGUAAUGCAUGUGUGCUUCUAGUUAAAAGAUUCAAGAAGCUACCUCCAGGAAGUAAUCGUAACUGGAAACAUGUUGUGGAUGCGCGUGCCGGUCCCGGUAUUAAGUCGUUGACAAAAUUCAAAGCAAAAAAUAAAAGGAAGCUUAAAGAUAAACCUGACAAGCUUGUCAAAAAGAAACACAUUUUCAUAAAAACGGAGGCAGAUCGAGAACAAAGCCCGGCGAUGAGCGACGAUUUGACCGAAGAUUACAGAUUAACGGAUAGCAAAAUUUCAAGCAGAUCGGAAAGCGCUUCAGACGACGACGAUAUUAAUGCUAAUGAAAAACAACUAGGUCUCACUUCUGAAGAUCAAGAUAUUGAAAAAGACAAUAUUAAUUUCAUCGAUUUAUCAUAUUAUAAAAGGGAAGUAAUUUGUUGCGGCAGCAUCUUCAGAGGUGCCAAUGGCGAGGUCAUAAUGUACCCUUCCUUCCUCAAACCCUGUAUAAGCUGCUUUACCGGGCGGCAGCUUACUGCUUCCUUGGCAUCCGUCAGUCCCAUUCACAGUUCGGCAUCUGUUAGUCCUGCUCAUAGCGUCGAAUCUACAUCAUCAGCAAAUACGGAAACUAAUUCCAAACAAAGUACCAAAACAUUCAGUGAUUCGUCGUCUGAUUCCGGUUAUGAUGAAUCCUCCAAUCAGUAUGAGAGCAAGAUGGCGAAGAAUGUUCAGAUCAAGGAAGAUGUGGAGAUAGAAGAACCUGUAAGGUCUAUAGAACUUGAACAAUUAUCGAAUUGUAAAUCCUUGCAAACUAUUAAUGUCGGUAAUCAGUCACUCCAGUCGGUCUCCAAUUAAUGUCGGUCCUUUGUAGAAGGUUAAUUUAUUCCUUUACUUAUGAAAAAAUACGCAUAAAUAUGUACAUAUAUAUACAUAUACAGGGGGUAUCCAUACAAAUCAUUAAAUAAUUUUUUAAUGACAAGUUUCAUCUAAAAUUUCAAUUUGGAAGAUUCUUAUAAUUUGAAAGAUUUUCAAUUUAGAAAGAAUUUUAUCUUUAUAGCACAAAAAUUUAAUUUUUAAUUCUGAGAUAAGACUAAUUUUUGACAUUCGACUCCUGCAAUAUUUAUUUUUUUCUGGGGGGCGGGGGGGUUAUUUUAGAUUACAAAAUUCUUAAACUAAACUUUGAAUUUCAAUUUGAAGACGAUUUUUCCCUGUGGAGAAUAUUCGAAUUUUAACUUUAUGAGAUAUAAGUAAGAUUUUUGAUCUUACUCAGCAUUUAAACUAUUUUUUUCUUAUUAUUAUUAAGCAUUAUUAAUUCAAAAAUGCUGAAUAAAUAAUAAAGCAAAAACUUGCUUUCUUAUUUAAAAAUAAUUUAUAUAAACUAAUAUUUUAUAUAAAAAAAUAAGAGAAUAAAUAUAUUUUUUUAUAUUUUAAUGAAAUAAAAGAAUGUUUCUAAGAUUUUAAAGGGAUAUUUUGUAAUUCUAAAAUAUUAAAAAAGAAUAUACGGUAAAAGAACGCUGAGUGACGAUGAAAAUGAAUAUUUAAUAUUUGAAAGUGGUUAUUUACGAAAAAAGCGUCUCAAUUGUUAAACUUUCUUUGUUUUUUUAAAUCUAAAAAUUUUUUACUUAAAACAUCUUUUUGGAAUUAACAUAUCUUGAGAUGUCAUUAAUUUGUUAUAGUACAUAUGGAUCACCCUGUAUAUGCAGAUAGAUUUAAGCUUAAAUUAAUUAAGUGCACUAUUUCCGGGCAGCAAAAUGGCUCUGAAAGGGUUUUAAUCUUCAUUUUGAAGAUUUAAAUGCCAUUUGGAUGCAAUUUAUCGUGUUAAGAAUAAUAAGUUAAUUCUAGCAAUGGACUGACGUAAACCGCCAUUUCUCGAGCCGAUAAUCUUUAAGUCUUAAGAUAUAGCAAUAUAAACACACAUCAAAGUACUGUGAUGAUAUUGUAAAGUAAGAGAUGCUCAGAUUUCUUACACUGAACAGUGGUUCGAACUGGUGGUUUACGCUCUCGCCUUUCUACACUCAAGUGCCACUGCUUAAAGAUGUACACAAGGUGUGCUAAAACAACCAAAGUCAACAAUCCUGAUAAAAGAUGAUGACUGAAGAUGAAACUAAUAUUUGUCUAUGAAAUUCUAAGUUAAAACUAGUUAUUGGGUUAUUGCAUUUAAAAUGUCGAGUUUUAAAAUUUUCAGCUCUUUAAAUACAAUUUCAAUUCUGUAGAUACUUAUAAGAAAUUCUUUUUUAAAAAAUUUUUUGAGUUUUUUAAGUUUUUUAAGAUUUUUCUAUAAAAUUAGAACUUUUUAUCUUUUAGUUUUAAACUCCCUACAUUUAAUCCAGAUGAGAUUAUGAAAAUGGUUUCUUAUUAUGAGAAAAGGCAAAAAACAACAGAAUCUUUAUAAGUUAUAUAACUUAUAAAUUAUCUGAAAAUUUUAUAAAUAUAAGAACAAGAUUUUUCAUAUGACAUAAUUUAAUAAUUUAAAAUUUAAUUACAAAUGUAUGGCACAAAUUUUGGAAUUUCGACAUUUUUUAUCCAGAAAAAAUUACCUAAUAAUUAACUAUAAUAGAAUUGAUUUUUUAGAAGGAUAUUUGAUAGUUGUUUUGGAACAUUCUGUACAAGCUCCAAGCUGCCAAUCUAUUCUCGCCCGGGUCCAAAAAAGCGAAGAUAAGAAAAAAGAGACGGGUUUUUGCAUUUACUUCCAUGUCACGCGACGCUCCAUGACGUAAAUUAAUAAAUAGCAGUUACAUUGAUGACCCAAGUCGAUAGCAAUAAAUAAAGACAAACAUUUAUACAGCAGGGGGACUGACAAAGUCUGUUUUUAGUCUGUAUUUAGACAGUAUUAGUAGAGAGAAAAAAAUGACGGAGAGGAAAAGAUAUAGAUCUAGAUAGAAAAAUUGAAAGUGGCAAUCAGAUUGGCAAACUGGACCAGCAAAUUUUUGAUAGGUAAUUUUAGAGAAUAUGAUACUUAGAGAUAUUUCUAUAGAGAGAGAAGAGAGAGACACAAAAAGGGAGGAAAAAAGAGGAGUAAACAAGUAAAAACUGUUAGUUCCUAGUUAAUAAAGAAGAGAUGGGCACAUUCUGAUUACACGUUUAGCGUAAAGUUUGUUCAAUUCUGAUUUUAUAGGAGGUCUUCCAGAUUACCUUUUAUCAUCUAUAGAUCUUUCACCAAUUUGUUAUCCAUUUUUCCUUAACGAAAAUACGAAAGAUGGAUUCCAAGCUGAUCAUAAAAUCUAUAGAUGAUGACAUCUAUAAAAGUUUUUAUUGGACAAUAGGAGAUAGUCGGAAAUAUAAAGUUUGAAGUCAUUUAAAUAAGAAUAGGAAACAAUUCUAAUAAUUUCUGACUAUUCUCUUGAUAUUUAACGCUAAACGUGAGAAAAAAGCGGGCUAAAAAAUGUACAAGCCGAGUACCUGCUGAGGACAAGUCGCAACUGUGAUCAUGGGGUUGUUUUCAGAUUGUUUCGUUCUAAUUACACGCACAAAAAGAAAAGAAAAUUAACUAUUUGAUGAUAUGCAAGAAUAAUUUGAAAUACUGUGUCUGUUGCAAUAGAUGAAAAUUAUUGGAAUCUGUUUGAUAUAUUAAGUUGAUGAAAAAGUUUUUGUUCGCGUUUAUUUGUUUUGUCAGUUUAAGAAUAAUAUAACAUAAGAAAAUUUUGAACAAUCAACUUAAUAUUUAAACAGAUUCGGUGAAAUCAGGAUUUAUAUGUAUUUAUGGAGCCAAGGGUCUAUGCAUCGAGAAUUAAUUAAACUGAGAAUUGAUUAUCGAUUGAGCCAAAAACCUAUGGAAUUAAGGGCCAAUUUUUCAAAACUUAUCAAGAUUUCUAUUGUGUUUAAUUAUUUAAAAAAAAAA